Messenger RNA from Eimeria mitis, 282 nucleotides. RefSeq lists its product as uncharacterized. The coding region runs from base 1 to 282 and encodes 93 amino acids. The record is from RefSeq and is a predicted model, not a curated record. NCBI's taxonomy places the organism in Eukaryota, Apicomplexa, Conoidasida, Eucoccidiorida, Eimeriidae. The transcript has a single exon.
AUGGUAGCCGCUCGUAUAACAGAGGAGGAACAGCAGCAGUAUGUCUGGCAGCAGCAGCAGCAGCAGCAGCAGCAGCAGCAGCAGCAGGAGCAGCAGCAGGAACAGCAGCAGGAACAGCAGCAGCAGCAGCAGCAGCAGCAGCAGGAGAUUGAUGAGGGGCAGCAGCAGCAGCAGCUCUGCAGCAAACUGCCAGCAACACUCCGCCUCAGUGUAUGGAAGUGCCCUCAUGAUAGUAAUAUGGUGAGCAGCAGCAGCAGCAGCUGCGGGUGCUGCUGUUUGUGA